GCUAGUUGGCGUCCUUCCACACAUGUAAACAAGUUCAACUUUGUCUUUGUCAAAUCCUGGAUUGUUAUUUGUAAAUACCGAGCUACUGAAGUAAAUCAUCGGAGAAAUUACGGAAGAAAGAGGCGGGUUGCGUUCUUAGGACUGUUUCCCAACGAGAAGUAUGGCAUAACAAUCAUGUUCAGGAUCAGGAGGACAUCUGAUAUUUAAACUGUAAUCUGAAGGCAGUUUUCUAAUUCAAGACUUGUUUCAUCAGUUCUCACAAAGGUCAAGAUGGUACGAAUCAGUGAAGAUAUGGUGAGAAAAAGAUCGGAACAUAAUGAGAUGGAGAUAUCAACCCUCGAAGAACUCUCCCUACAUCAACAAGAUAUAGAAAGGAUUGAGUUUCUAGACAAGUGGUGUAGGGACCUCAAGAUUCUGUACCUCCAGAGCAAUCUCAUUCCUAAAAUUGAGAACGUCGGACGGCUGAAGAAGCUGGAGUACCUUAACCUUGCCCUGAAUAAUGUGGAGAAGAUAGAGAAUCUUUCAGGGUGUGAAUCUCUGAAGAAACUCGACCUGACGGUCAACUUUGUAGGUGAACUGACCAGUAUAGAAUGCCUCAAAGAUAAUUAUAGUCUCAGGGAGUUAUUUUUAACAGGUAAUCCAUGCACAGAAUUUGAAGGCUAUAGGGAGUAUGUAAUAGGCACCCUACAACAAUUGCAGAGAUUAGAUGGGAAAGAAAUAGAGAAAUCAGAGCGAAUAGCAGCUAAACAAGAUCUUGAUGUUAUCAGACCAAAAAUAAUUGAACAACAGAAAUCCUAUCAGCUGACACGAGAGAGAGAGAAAGCUCAAGCGGAGGAUCACAAGAAGGAGAAGAAGAAAGAGAAAGGGUUUGAUAAACGAUGGUAUACUGAUAUCAACGAAGGUGACUCACACCAAGAAAACACAAAGACCAAAGAUGAUGAGGAGGAGGAGGAUGAAGAAGAAAAGUUUUGGAAUGAAAAGGUUGGUUUUACACCAGAGUCUCGGGUAGCCCUAAGUGAACAUGUACAGGAGAAGAAGAGGAAAGAGGAAGAGGAAAGAAGUAAGAAGCAAGGUCCCAAACCACCACCGAGAGUUGUAAGACUUAUGACGGAUGAUGGUACUCCUCUAAAUGUCAAUCAAGCAAAAAUUGAUUUCACACUGACGGAUAAUGAAGAUGAGAACACCUAUGAAUUAGAUGUGGCGUGUUUCAAGCAUCUAGACACGUCACUCAUUGACGUAGACGUUCAACCUUCGCAUGUUAAAGUAGUUCUUAAAGGGAAGGUUUUGCAGUUAACCUUGGUUGAAGAGGUGAUGCCUGAUACUAGUGAAGCUAAAAGAUCUCAAACCACCGGUCACCUACUCAUCAAGAUGCCAAAGGCUAAGGAAUAUAUCCGACCAAAGAAGUCCUCAACAAAACCAAGUACUGUCAGGAAUGAGGACAGCAAGAUAUCAAGAGUAGAGAAGAAGCUUGAGAUCGAUCCCAACAGCGGGAGACGCGUUGAUCUGAUGGUGACGAAACCAACCACCAUGGAGCCGCUACAAAAGACAGUGGAAGAGAGAAACAACAGCGAUGACUUCAUAGAUGAUCCCGACGUACCACCUUUAAUAUGAUGAUGGACAUCUCCCUCGCCUACAUUAAACAUCUAGGCCCCGUCUUACAAAGAGUUACAAUUGAUCCGAACAAUCUUAUGUAUAUGGAAAUCCAUCAAUGACAUUAUUUUUCUUUAGGACAUUUGCACAAUGUCCUUUGAAAACAAAGAGAAGCAGACUGAAUUGUCAAGAAAACAGUUAAUGUAUGAAUAUACAUAAUUUCUUGGAAAUAUUUUGAACCAAUAUGUAAUUUUAAAUUUUGACGUUGAUGGCUUUCCAUAGUUGCCAUUGAUAGGAUCAAUCGCAACUCUUUGUAAGAUGGGGCCCUGGGCCCUGUCGCAACUAUGGAAAGUCAACAUAUAAAAUACCUGUUUGUUCAAAAUUUGUUCUAGAUACGAAUGUAUAUCCAUAAAUUCAUUGAUUUCUUGACAAUUUGGUGUGUUCUUGUUUGUUUACAAAGGACAUUUCACAAAUUUCCUGUAGAAGAAAUUAUGACACUGAUGGACUUCCAUAGAGUUACGAUUGCUUGGAUAAAUCGUAACUCUUUGUAAGACGGGCCCCAGGGCCCCAUCUUACAAAGAGUUACUAUUGAUCCAAUCAAUUGUAACUGUAUGGAAAUCCAUCAGUGUCAUAAUUUCUUCUACAGGAAAUUUACACAAUGUGCUUUGUAAACAAAGAGAAGCACAGUCAAUUUUCAUGAAAACAACGAAUGCAUGAAUAUAAAUCAUAGCUAGAAAAUAUUUUGAACAAACAUGCAUGAUAGAUGUUGACAUUGCUGGCCAUCCAUAGUUGCGGUUGAUUGGAUCAAUCGUAGCUCUAUGUAAGACGGGGCCCAGGGCCUUGUCUUACAAGGAAUUGCCAUCGAUCCGAUCAACAACUAAGGAAAGCCAGCAAAGUCAACAUCUAUUAUGCAUGUUUGUUCAAAAUAUUUUCUAACUAUAAUGUAUAUUCAUACAUUUAUUGUUUUCUUGAAAAUUCAGUGUGCUUCUCUUUGUUUGCAAAGGACAUUGCACAAAUUUCCAGGAGAAAAAAAUUAUGGCAUUGACAGAUUUCCAUGUACCGGUAGUUGAGGAUGAUCGGAUCAAUGGGAACUCAUUGUAAGACAGGGUCCAGCUUUCACGGGGAGUGGAUAUUUAUCUGCUGACCGCAGACUUUGUGAAAAGCAUACAUGCAAUAGAGACUUCUUUGUGGGGAGAGCAAACUUGAUGUACCAGAGAGAAUUUCUUUGAUCAGGAAACCUGUUUCAUUAAAACUGUUAUAACAAAUUUGCAAUAACAGUUUAAAAGCUACUGAAAUCAUUCAGUGUGAUUGGCUAAUAGUAGAUUUGUCAUAUAAAUUGUGAAUAUGUUACUAUAACAAGUCUUUAUGAAACAGGCCCUGGCCUACUUCGCCUUGGGCAAGUGUCAGGCCAGGAAGUGAAAUGAAUUUACCAUACCACAAGGCAAUGGAUAUAAUUUCCAGUAGUAUUACAUAACAUCUGCUGGUCAUACUGGAUGAGUGGCAUCAGCUGUUGCAGGUUACGAGCAUUGGGCUUUCAUGUAUAGUGGAUUUGAUGUAUUAUAUUUGAAACGCUGCAAAAUUGAAAUAAUUUACAUUCCGUCCUUCCCAAGUUAUUAGGAAAUUUUAGCAAUCACGAUGCAGAUGUUUUCUAUAAAAACCCCUCAGAACAAAGCAGCCUUUGUCAAAAAUUGGUGAAUCAAAACAGCAGUGCCGUACUGGACAAACUGCAUUUUUGCAAUUUUUUAUCUGGUCCGAAUCUUUAGACGAUGUGCUGUACCAGUCCACCAACUUUCGACAAAAACUUCUAAUCUUUCCAUUGUGAUUUGACAGGCAUUUUCAAUAGACUGUCAAUGUUCUAGAAAGUGUCUGCGAAGUUGCUGCUGUAAUACGCCAUUGUUGCUGGGGUGUCGAUACCUCCUAUGUCAUUUUUUUUUCUAGGGAGCAUCGCUUUUUAUUUUCAUGAAAAGAUUAUAUGACGCUCAGAGAUAUUGAUGCGACAUUUUCAGCUUUAUGCGUAAAUAGCUCCGACAUCAUACAAGCUCAGUGUAUGAGAUGUGAGCAUUGACAUCGGCUGUUACAGGUUGGGCCUUUUCAUGUAUAGUGGAUUUGAUGUAAGAUAUUUGCAACCGUACAAAAUUGAAAUAAUUUACAUUCCGUCCUUUUCCAAGAUAUUGUUGCCGGGGUUUCGACACUAUGUAUCUCUGUCAUUGUUUCCUGGAAAUUACUGUUUCAUUUUCAUGACAAGAUUAUAUCUGGCGCUCAGAGAUAAAUUUAUGCGGCAUUUACAUGUACAGCUUUACACAUGUAUGAAUAGAUCUGACGUCGUACAAACUCAGUGUAUGAUAUAUAAAGAUGAUUUUCAGAGUAGUGCUCUAAUCUUAAAGCUGAAGAUACAGUGUCUGUGUGAAAGACCAUUUUCAUAAGGUGUUUUCACUCUUCCGUACAUUGUUUAUAUAUAUAUAUAUAUAUACGCGAUAUUGUCAAGAGAGGGACCCCGGUUUCACAAAUAAUUGUGAUAGAAUCAACUCAAACUCAAAUUGUAAUUUAUCCAAAUUUGUGUAGUUAAGAGAAAUUGAGAUCUUUUGCAAUUUGAGUUUGCUUAAUCAUUCUAUCACAGCUCUUUAUAUGACUGGGCGGCUGGGCCCACCGCAGAAAUACACCUUGGAAUUUAUCAUAUACUAUGUGUGUUUUCAUUGAAGUGUCUAUUUAUAUUAUGUAUAUUUUAUAUGCAAUAAAUGAUUGAAUUUAAAAAUUA
Lytechinus pictus (painted urchin) is the source of this 4345-nucleotide messenger RNA. Its product is annotated as dynein axonemal assembly factor 11-like. The record is from RefSeq and is a predicted model, not a curated record. Gene Ontology annotation, molecular function: protein binding. Bases 271 to 1611 code for a protein of 446 amino acids. The transcript has 16 exons. NCBI's taxonomy places the organism in Eukaryota, Metazoa, Echinodermata, Echinoidea, Temnopleuroida, Toxopneustidae. Gene Ontology annotation, cellular component: cytoplasm. Gene Ontology annotation, biological process: outer dynein arm assembly.